AUGUCGUUCACCGAUAACGGUUUGGGAUCGUUGAAAUCUCAUAUCAGGAGAACUCUACGAUCGAUUCACAACCUCCCCUAUUUUAGGUUCACGAGAGGCCCUACUGAAAGGGCUGAUAUGAGCAGAGCCCUAAAGGAAUUUAUCUAUAGAUAUUUGUAUUUUAUCAUUUCCAAUGAUGGUGAAAACUUAUCAACUUUAUUUACUGCUCAUCCCAAGCAAAAGUCAAGUAAUCAGGAACUUGCUGUUUUCCCCGAAAGUUUAGAAGAUGCCCUCGACGUUGACAAGAUAACAUCUCAAGGGACCUUUCCCUUUUACAAGAUAGACGAAUCUAAAAUAGGUGAUGUCCACAAACAUACUGGCAGGAACUGUGGGAGAAAAUUUAAGAUUGGAGAACCUCUGUAUAGAUGCCAUGAAUGUGGCUGUGAUGACACUUGUGUGCUUUGCAUCCAUUGUUUCAAUCCAAAGGACCAUAUAAAUCAUCAUGUUUGUACCGAUAUCUGUUCUGAAUUUACUAGCGGAAUUUGUGACUGUGGGGAUGAGGAAGCUUGGAAUUCUUCGCUCCAUUGUAAAGCUGAAGAACAAGGAAACGAUACAUCGGAAGACCCAAGUAAUUUUGACAGUACAAAGCAAAAAGAUGUAUGGAAUGAUCCAGAAUGUAUUGCCCUAGUAGAACUGGUUCUUUCCGAAGUAUUCGACUAUUUCAUUGACGUUUUUAAUCAAAAUAUUGAACCUCUGCCCACAAUUCAAAAGGACAUCACCAUCAAACUAAGAGAAAUGACUCAACAAGGUAAGAUGUAUGAAAGAGCUCAGUUUUUAAAUGAUUUGAAAUAUGAGAAUGAUUAUAUGUUCGAUGGAACCACAACGGCAAAGACAAGCCCUUCGAAUAGCCCUGAAGCAUCCCCAUCGCUCGCAAAAAUUGAUCCUGAAAACUACACCGUAAUAAUCUACAACGACGAAUACCAUAACUAUUCUCAAGCCACAACGGCAUUGAGGCAAGGUGUACCUGAUAAUGUCCAUAUCGACUUGUUAACCUCCAGAAUUGAUGGAGAAGGUCGUGCAAUGUUAAAAUGUUCGCAAGACUUAUCGUCUGUAUUAGGCGGAUUUUUCGCUGUGCAAACAAACGGGUUGAGUGCUACUUUAACAUCAUGGUCAGAAUACCUUCAUCAGGAAGCCUGUAAGUACAUCAUUCUUUGGAUCACACACUGCUUAAAUAUACCAAACCCUUCCUUUCAAAUUACUUUUAGAAACAUGAUGGGCAAGUCGCUCUGUUCGGAAUAUUUAAAUGCUACGGAAUCCCGUGAUAUGACACCCGUGGUAGAGAAAUAUUUCAGUACAAAAUUUGAUAAGGAUGACCCAUAUAGAUAUAUCGAUUUAUCUGUCCUUGCCGAGGGCAACCAAAUUCCUUUGGGUCACCAUAAAGUUUUACCUGAAUCAAGUACCCAUUCUCUUUCCACACUAAUAAAUGACGUAGAAAAUCUAACAUCAAAGGAAUACUCUAACACAAGAUUACAGCAUAUUUUGUAUUUUGAUAAUAGGUAUUGGAAAAGACUAAGAAAAGAUAUUCAAAAUGUAAUUAUACCUACGUUAGCGUCAUCAACUUUAUACAAGCCAAUUUUUUGUCAACAAGUGGUAGAAAUAUUCAAUCAUAUCACAAGAUCAGUGGCAUAUAUGGAUAGAGAACCUCAACUAACAGCCAUAAGAGAAUGUGUAGUUCAGCUUUUUACAUGCCCCACGAACGCCAGGAAUAUCUUUGAAAACCAAAGUUUCCUAGAUAUUCUCUGGUCAAUCAUCGAUAUCUUCAAGGAAUUUUGCAAAGUAGAGGCCGGUGUUUUGAUUUGGCAAAGAGUUCAGAAAAGUAACCUGACAAAGAGUUAUAGUCUAUCAUUCAAACAGGGUUUGUAUACAGUGGAAACUUUAUUAAGUAAGGUAAAUGAUCCUAAUAUUACAAUAAGACCGAAGGUAUUUAUAUCACUGCUGACUCUUGGUAAGCUCUUCAACGGGGCUUGGAAGAUCAAACGCAAGGAAGGUGAACAUGUUCUUCAUGAAGAUCAAAACUUUAUCUCUUACUUGGAAUACACUACUUCUAUUUAUAGUAUUAUCCAAACUGCCGAAAAAGUCCUUGAAAAAUCACAUGAUUCCCUUGAUUUAAAUCUAGUUUUGAAUGCUAUUAGAAUAGUCAGCUCGUUUUUGGGUAAUAGGUCGUUGACUUAUAAAUUAAUAUAUGAUUCACAUGAGAUUAUCAAGUUUAGCGUUAGCCAUGAGAGAGUUGCAUUUAUGAAUCCGAUACAAACAAUGCUUUCAUUCCUUAUUGAAAAAGUUUCCUUAAAAGAUGCAUACGAAUCUUUAGAGAAUUGUCCAGAUUUCUUGAAAAUCGCAGAUUUCUCUUUAAGAUCCGUUGUUUUAUGCUCUCAAAUUGACGUUGGGUUCUGGGUCAGAAAUGGUAUGUCUGUUUUACAUCAAGCAUCAUAUUAUAAAAAUAAUCCUGAGUUGGGCUCCUAUUCCAGAGAUAUACAUUUGAACCAGUUGGCUAUUAUCUGGGAGCGCGAUGAUCUUCCAAGAGUGAUAUAUAACAUUCUCGAUAGAUGGGAGUUACUGGACUGGUUCAUGGGUGAGGCUGAGUAUCAGCACACGGUGUACGAAGACAAGAUUUCGUUCAUGAUUCAACAAUUUAUUGCCUUUAUUUAUCAAAUUUUGACUGAAAGACAAUAUUUCAAGACCUUUUCUUUAUUGAGAGAUAGGAGGAUGGACAUGAUUAAAAACUCAAUCAUGUACAACCUUUACAUGAAGCCUCUUUCAUAUUCGAAAUUACUAAAAUCAGUUCCUGAUUAUUUAACCGAUGACACUACUGAAUUUGAUGAAGCACUUGAAGAAGUUUCCGUGUUUGUUGAACCUAAGGGCUUGGCUGACAAUGGUGUUUUCAAAUUGAAAGCAGCCCUGUAUGCAAAAAUUGAUCCAUUAAAGUUGCUAAAUUUAGAAAACGAAUUUGAAAGCAGUGCCACCAUCAUUAAGACACAUUUGGCUAAAAACAAAGACGAGGUAUCUAAGGUUGUACUAAUACCUCAGGUUUCUACAAAAUUAUUAGACAAAGGUGCUAUGAAUUUGGGUGAGUUCACAAGAAAUACGGUAUUUGCCAAAGUGAUUUAUAAAUUACUACAAGUAUGCCUGGAUAUGGAGGAUAGCACUUUUCUUAAUGAAUUACUGCAUUUGGUCCAUGGUAUAUUCAAAGAUGACGAACUGAUAAACGGCAAGGACUCUAUACCGGAAGCUUAUUUGGCAAAACCCAUAUGCAACUUAUUAUUAAGUAUUGCGAAUGCUAAAUCGGAUAUAUUCUCCGAGAGUAUUGUCCGUAAAGCUGACUACUUGUUGGAGAAGAUGAUAAUGAAAAAACCAGAUGAAAUAUUCGAAUCACUGAUUGCAAGUUUUGGUAACCAAUAUAUCGAUAAUUAUAAAGACAAAAAACUAAGUCAAGGCGUUAACUUGCAGGAGACUGAAAAGGAACGUAAGAGAAGAAUGGCCAAAAAACACCAAGCGAGACUUUUGGCGAAAUUCAACAACCAACAAAGCAAGUUUAUGAAAGAGCAUGAAUCUGAAUUUGACGAGCAAGAUAACGAUGUUGAUAUGGACGGCGAAAAAGUAUAUGAAUCAGAAGAUUUCACCUGCGCACUUUGUCAAGAUUCUAGUUCUACCGAUUUCUUUGUAAUACCUGCAUACCACGACCAUACUCCAAUAUUUAGACCUGGUAAUAUUUUUAAUCCUAGGGAGUUUAUGGCCAAAUGGGACGGAUUCUACAAUGAUGAUGACAAACAGGCUUAUAUUGAUGACGAAGUCUUGGAGUCUUUGAAAGAAAAUGGCACCCGUGGAUCUAGGAAAGUGUUUGUAUCUUGCAAUCACCAUAUCCAUCAUAACUGUUUCAAAAGAUAUGUCCAAAAAAAGAGGUUUUCAUCGAACGCAUUUAUAUGUCCCUUGUGCCAGACCUUUUCGAACUGUACUUUGCCUAUUUGCCCAACUUCAAGGGCAAAUACUGGUUUAUCCCUUGACAUGUUCCUGAAGUCGGAAUUAUCUUUAGACAUACUUUCCAGAUUAUUCAAACCUUUUACUGAAGAUAACUAUCGUACCAUAAACUCCAUAUUUUCAUUGAUGGUAUCGCAAUGCCAAGGUUUUGAUAAAGUGGUAAGAAAACAUGUCAAUUUUACCCAUAAGGACGUUUCCUUGGUAUUAAGUGUUCAUUGGGCAAAUACAAUUUCAAUGCUGGAAGUUGCUUCUAGGUUAGAAAAGCCACACAAUAUUUCGUUUUUCAGAAGCAGAGAGCAGAAAUACAAGACUUUGAAAAACAUUCUAAUUUGCAUCAUGUUAUUUACUUUUGUCAUCGGAAAACCAAGUAUGGAGUUUGAACCAUAUCCAGUAGAAUCUGACAUAAUAUGUAACCAAAACCAGCUCUUCCAAUACAUCGUUCGCAAAUCUCUAUUCUCUCCAGCUUCUUUACGGGAAACGAUUACCGAGGCAUUGACUGUUUUCUGUAAGCAGUUUUUGGAUGAUUUUGUUCAAGGACUUUCUGAUGCAGAACAAGUGGAUAAACUGUAUACUGAAGCAAAAAAAUUAGGAGAUGUUUAUAAUGUAGACGAAAGUAUCCUCAUCACGUUAAUGAGCAUAACCGCUGUAAAAACGGAAGGGUUAGAAUCCAGGUCAAUUUACGAUUUAGCCUACACUUCAUUGUUGAAGAGCUUACUUCCUACAAUAAGACGAUGCUUGGUUAUGGUCAAAGUUUUGCACGAACUGGUGAAGGAUUCUGAAAAUGAGACAAUGGUUAUCGAUGGCUUUGAUGUUGAGGAAGAACUCGAAUUUGAAGGUCUCCCUGGGUUUGUUGAUAAAGCAUUGAAACUGAUUACUGAUAAAGAAUCAUUUGUUGAUCUCUUUAAAACGAAACAAGCAAUCGUUCCAUCACAUCCAUACUUGGAGAGAAUUCCCUAUGAGUACUGUGGUAUUGUAAAGUUGAUAGAUCUAUCUAAAUUUUUGAAUACUUACGUUACGCAGUCCAAGGAAAUCAAGCUGCGCGAAGAACGGUCCCAACAUAUGAAGAAUGCCGAUAAUAGGUUGGAUUUCAAGAUAUGUUUAACAUGUGGUGUCAAAGUGCAUUUAAGAGCAGACCGUCAUGAAAUGACCAAGCAUUUAAACAAGAAUUGCUUCAAGUCGUUCGGCGCCUUUCUUAUGCCUAAUUCAAGCGAAGUUUGUCUGCAUCUGACGCAGCCUCCUUCCAAUAUUUUUGUAUCUGCUCCAUAUCUAAAUUCGCACGGUGAGGUUGGUAGAAAUGCGAUGAGAAGGGGUGAUUUAACGACCCUAAACUUGAAAAGAUACGAGCACUUAAACAGAUUGUGGAUCAAUAACGAAAUUCCGGGAUAUAUCAGUAGAGUAAUGGGUGACGAAUUCCGAGUGACCAUACUUUCUAACGGAUUUUUAUUCGCAUUUAAUAGAGAACCAAGACCAAGAAGAGUGCCUCCAACAGACGAAGAUGAUGAGGACAUGGAAGAAGGGGAAGAAGGAUUUUUCACCGAAGAAAAUGAUGAUAUGGAUGUAGAUGACGAAACUGGUCAGGCGGCCAACUUAUUCGGCGUUGGAGCAGAAGGUAUUGGUGAUGGUGGAGUACGUAAUUUUUUCCAAUUUUUCGAGAACUUUAGAAACACACUUCAACCUCAGGGAAAUGAUGAUGAGGACGCACCUCAAAACCCGCCACCAAUAUUACAAUUUUUAGGGCCCCAGUUUGAUGGAGCGACUAUCAUAAGGAACACGAAUCAAAGAAAUCUUGAUGAAGAUGACUCUUCUGAGAACGAUGAUUCUGAUGAACGAGAGAUAUGGUAA
Messenger RNA from Saccharomyces eubayanus, 5853 nucleotides. It is a transcript of the gene UBR1, whose product is annotated as E3 ubiquitin-protein ligase UBR1. NCBI's taxonomy places the organism in Eukaryota, Fungi, Ascomycota, Saccharomycetes, Saccharomycetales, Saccharomycetaceae. Gene Ontology annotation, cellular component: cytoplasm; ubiquitin ligase complex. The record is from RefSeq and is a predicted model, not a curated record. Gene Ontology annotation, molecular function: zinc ion binding; ubiquitin protein ligase activity. Gene Ontology annotation, biological process: protein ubiquitination; ubiquitin-dependent protein catabolic process via the N-end rule pathway. The coding region runs from base 1 to 5853 and encodes 1950 amino acids. The transcript has a single exon.